CGAACACACAACACGCAAACACCUUUCGAGGUUGCUGGAUUUGGCCGUAGAGCCAAACCUAUCCUUGUUCUUCAAUAUUCUUUUUCCGGCAGUGCUCACUUCUGAGCUUUUUACCUGCCUACUUCUCAACUGUUUGUAAAGUUUCUGCAUCCGUCGAAUUUUCUGGAAAUUCCAAUAGACUAAUAAGUCUCCGCUGAAAUCUGUUUCUCUCCAAAAAGAAACAAAGAAAUUGAGAGUUUGUAGGGGUCAAGCUAAGGAAGAGAGAAGCUUGUGAGCUGCUACUAAGUUUCAUUCAUUCAACCAGUAUGUGGAGGCUUAAGAUUGCCCAGGGUGGUGAUCCCUAUCUAUACAGCACCAACAACUUCAUCGGACGGCAGAUUUGGGAGUUUGACGGCGAUUACGACACGCCGGAAGAACUCGCCGAGGUUGAGAAGGCUCGUGAGGAGUUCAGGAAGAACCGACACCAUGUGAAGCCCAGCGGUGAUGUCUUACUACGCUUGCAGCUCUUGAAGGAGAAUAAGUUUGUUCAGACUAUACCCCCAGUAACGAUAGGAGACAAUGAGGAGAUAUCCUACGAGGCUGCCACUGCUGCACUUAGGAGAGCCGUCCGGUUCCACUCCGCAAUACAAGCAAGUGACGGCCAUUGGCCGGCGGAGAACGCGGGCCCACUAUUUUUCCUUCCACCGUUGGUGAUGUGUUUAUACAUUACGGGACAUCUUAACACAGUCUUUCCAGCAGAACAUCGCAAAGAGAUUCUUCGAUACAUAUACAAUCACCAGAAUGAGGAUGGAGGUUGGGGGCUACACAUAGAGGGCCACAGUAUCAUGUUCUGUACUGCACUGAGCUACAUCUGUAUGAGGAUUCUGGGAGAAGGGCCUGAGGGUGGCCGAGAUGGGGCUGUUCCUAGAGCUCGCAAAUGGAUUCUUGACCAUGGCGGAGUUACAGCCAUGCCCUCUUGGGGAAAGACUUGGCUUUCGAUACUUGGAGUCUAUGAAUGGGAAGGCAGCAACCCAAUGCCUCCAGAGUUUUGGAUUCUUCCAUCCUUUCUUCCCAUGCAUCCAGCAAAGAUGUGGUGCUACUGUCGCAUGGUUUAUAUGCCAAUGUCCUAUUUAUAUGGAAAGAGGUUUGUGGGUCCCAUCACUCCUCUCAUUCUACAAUUGAGGGAAGAGCUUCACACUCAACCCUACCAUGAAAUAAAAUGGAGCAAGACCCGCCACAUAUGUGCCAAGGAGGAUCUCUACUACCCUCAUCCCUUCUUACAAGAUUUGCUGUGGGAUAGUCUUUACAUUCUUACUGAGCCUCUUCUCACGCGUUGGCCCUUUAACAAAUUGAUCAGAGAGAGGGCGCUGAAGACAACAAUGGAGCACAUCCACUAUGAAGAUGAGAACAGUCGAUACAUUACCAUUGGUUGUGUAGAGAAGGUGUUAUGCAUGCUUGCUUGUUGGGUGGAAGAUCCUAAUGGAGAUGCUUUCAAGCACCAUCUUGCCAGGAUCCCAGAUUACAUAUGGGUUGCUGAAGAUGGAAUGAAAAUGCAGGAAAUCACUGGAGUCUUCAUGAAGAACUGUAUGUUACACUAUGCAGCAUACAGAAACAUCUAUCCAGUGUGGGCACUUGGAGAAUACCGGAGGCGGGUUUUGAAACCAUCCAAGAACAUCCAAAAUUAA
Molecule: messenger RNA, 1664 nt
Organism: Nelumbo nucifera (sacred lotus)
Lineage: Eukaryota; Viridiplantae; Streptophyta; Magnoliopsida; Proteales; Nelumbonaceae
Source: RefSeq, a predicted model, not a curated record